AUGCUUAUUGUUGGAACGAGAGGAGAUGUACAACCAUUUGUUGCCAUUGGAAAACGUUUACAGGAAGAUGGGCAUAGGGUUAGACUAGCAACUCACUCAAAUUUUAAAGAUUUUGUGUUGACUGCUGGAUUGGAGUUUUUUCCUCUUGGAGGAGAUCCAAAAGUUCUUGCUGGCUACAUGGUCAAGAAUAAAGGUUUCUUGCCAUCGGCACCUUCGGAAAUACCUAUUCAGAGGCAACAAAUGAAGGAUAUCAUAUUCUCUUUACUUCCAGCAUGCAAGGAUCCUGAUCCUGAUACAAAUGUUGCAUUUAAACCAGAUGCAAUAAUUGCAAACCCCCCAGCAUACGGAACUUUAAAGUUUUAA
Messenger RNA from Dovyalis caffra, 363 nucleotides. The record is from the annotation of a GenBank genome assembly. Lineage: Eukaryota; Viridiplantae; Streptophyta; Magnoliopsida; Malpighiales; Salicaceae.